AUGAAAGAUGCAUCGUUGUCUGUCAAUCGCGAGAUGGAGCUCACGAACGCGAUCCUACCACUCGCUCGUCUCGCGUUACUGGGGUGUGCUCUCUUCGUUCUUUACAAAAUCUUCGAAACAUCCGUUUUCACUUAUCGAACACAUACUGGUUACAAAGAUUUACCACAGCAUCCGCGACACUGGUUUUGGGGCCAUUUGGCCACAAUCGGACCUAAAUUAAAUCCUUCUAUCAAUGCACAUCCCGACUAUGCAUUUGAGGAUGUAUGGCACGAGCUUGGGAAUCCUCCAGCAUAUGUUGUCGACCUUGCUCCGGUAGAUCGCGCCAUGAUCAUAAUCGCGGAUCCAACUGUAGCAGAGAGUAUAACACAACCCACAGAACGUUUCAGGCACAGCACUCCAGCACUCACGAAACUGGUUGGCAAACAGUCUCUCGUACUCAUCGAAGGAGACAACUGGCGAACUCAGAGAAGAAGAUUCAACAAGGGUUUUGCACCUGCUCAUCUCCACAGUCUUGUCCCACUGAUAGUGAGUAAGACGAGAAUCUUUCUUGACCGGUUGAAGAAGCAUGUUGAGAAGGGAGAUGCUUUUCCUUUGAAGGAGCUUACUACUGACCUAACCAUCGAUGUGAUCACUCAAGUUGCUAUUGAUAAAGACUUUCAUGCCCAAACUUUGGGCGAUGGCGAAGGUGCGAAAUCGCGAUUUGGUUUGCUUACAGCUAUUGUGACCAUGUCGACACUGAUAGAAAAGGUUGGGCAAGGAUUUGACCUAGGCGCCUACCUCUUCCCGCAGAGAAGGAUCAAGGAGUGGAUUUAUGACAGGAUUUACUCACGAGCACUAUAUACAGAGAUUAUCGACAAGUUACCAUCUUCCAAGAGAACAUCUGAAAAGAGUGACACAGGCUCGGGCAAGUCAAUCGUGAAUCUCGCCCUUUCUGGUGUAAAUCCAACACCAGCCGUCCUUGACUCCACCAUCUCGCAAGUGAAGACAUUUCUCUUUGCAGGUCAAGAUACCACAUCGACCGUUAUCCAGUGGAUGGCCUACGAACUUUCGAAGUCAUAUCCUUCCUCGCCGUUUUACUCUGACCACUAUCGACAGAUUCGGGAGCGACUUUGUGCCGAGCACGACGAAGUAUUUGGAGCAUCAGACCCCUUCGCGUUGCUGGAUAUUCUUGAGCGAGACAACACCAACGCAGAUGAACUACUUGGUUCGAAACUGCCAUACACAACAGCAUUCGUCAAGGAAACAUUGAGACUACAUCCACCCGCAGGCAGUGCUCGACUAGUGCCAAUGGCACCCUACGAUCCGACGUAUCCCGCAAACAAGAGCAAUGCACCCUACUACAUCGACCUACCAGCAUGGACGCACAGCAAAACCGGAGAACACUUCGAAGCACGAAAAGUUCGAGCCGACGGCGCAAGAUUCUACAACUCCCACCACAUCAUUCAUCGUAAUCCAACCACAUGGGGUCCUGAUGCACUCACAUUCGACCCAUCCCGCUUCCUCGAUCGCAGCGGAAAAGGAACAGUCGACGAGCUAGAAGAAGCACUAGACACAUCCAGCAAAGAAAUGAAUAGCGCAGCCGCAAAGCACAACAGCAAAACAAACCUUCCACACCCCUACCACAUCUCCACCCUACCUACAGGCAGCUAUCGACCCUUCGAGCGAGGUCCACGCACAUGUAUAGGAUCGAACCUCGCAUAUCUAGAAGCAAAGAUCGUGCUAGGCGUGAUCGCACGAGGCUUUGAAUGGCAGAAAGUCGGACUUGAUGGGACGAGGCCGAAGCCUGGUGAGGUUCGGUAUGGCGGUACGGGGAAAGAGGACAUUAAGCUUGGAGAGGCGCAUGGUUGGGAGGUGUGGUCGAUUAAUAACGUUACUGCUGUACCUGUGGAUGCGAUGAAGAUGAGAGCUAAGCUGAGGGGGAGGUGA
Molecule: messenger RNA, 1926 nt
Organism: Lithohypha guttulata
Lineage: Eukaryota; Fungi; Ascomycota; Eurotiomycetes; Chaetothyriales; Trichomeriaceae
Exons: 2
Coding region: 1-1926 (641 amino acids)
Molecular function (GO): heme binding; iron ion binding; monooxygenase activity
Source: RefSeq, a predicted model, not a curated record